ACAACAAAUGUACCUUAUUGGUGCCAGUUUAAAACCAUAUGCAAUAAAGUUGUUUAAUGAUCAAUUUGGUAAUUAUGUCAUCCAAGGAUGUAUUAAAUUUGGAUCUCCAUUUAAUGAUUUUGUGUUUGAAGCUAUGUUGGAUAGUUUUAUUGAGAUCAGUUUUGGGAGAUUUGGAGCUAGAUGUAUUAGAACUAUUUUGGAAAGUGCCAACGAAUCAAGUUGUGUGACUAACGAACAAGUGUUGUUGGUUGCUGGUUUGAUUGUGGAAUAUGCCAAUGAAUUGGUGGUUAAUGCUAAUGGUAGUUUAUUAAUCACAUGGUUCUUGGAUACGUUUAAUGAUACUGAUUAUAAGAUUCAAUUGCUUUCUGGCAAAUUUUUACCUCAUUUACGAUCAUUAUGUGUUCAUAAAUUAGCCAAUUUAACAAUUUUAAAGAUCUUGAAUAACAGAGCUGAGAAUCAAGUGCGUGAAGUUAUCCUCAAUGCUAUUUUUGAAGAGUCUAAUUUAGAAUAUAUCCUUCUGGAAAGCUUGUCUAGUUCUGCACCAAACACGGAAUAUUCUGCUGGUCCAAUGUUUAUUUACAAGAUCAUAAGUAAUCCAAUCCUUGCCGAAUAUGCUAACAAUCAUAUUGGUACAAUUCGAAGACUCUUGCACGAUUUACCAAUUGUCAACCUUCAAAAUUAUAAGAAAUUAAUGGAUGAAGUUGGUGUAUCCAAGACCAACAGAAUUACUAGCAAUGGCAAGCCUAAGAGAAGAACUGGACGCACCGGGAAACAAUAUGAUCAAAUGUAUGUCCCUAUGUUACAACAACAACAAGGUUCUCAUCAUCAUCAACAACAGCAACAUUAUCCACAGCAACAACAACAGCAUCAACAUCAACAUCAGCAACAGCCACCACAACAGCAACAACAAUACUAUCCACCAUACCAACAAUUCUACCCCCAACAAUAUGUUAAUGUUCCUCCAUAUUUAAAACAACAACAAAUGUAUAACUCCCAACAGGCAACCCAGGCACAAGUUCAAGCUCAAGCACAGGCACAAGCACAAGCACAGGCACAAGCGCAGGCUGCACAACAAGCUCAAGAUAUGGCCGUGAUGCAACAAUUGGAACAAUUAUCAUUGAGUUCGGCGGCAUUGGGGUACAAUUCCAACCCAGGGACUCCUACCAUGCUGAGAAACCAAUACAUUUAGAAAAGAUAUGUACAUAUCACCGUCAUGCUUACAUGAAAUUUUUAAGAUAUUUUAGUUAGUUUGUUUUUUAUGAUUUAGUCAAAUAAUGUGUAAUAGAUAAUUUUAUUU
Messenger RNA from Spathaspora passalidarum NRRL Y-27907, 1297 nucleotides. RefSeq lists its product as uncharacterized. Gene Ontology annotation, molecular function: RNA binding. NCBI's taxonomy places the organism in Eukaryota, Fungi, Ascomycota, Pichiomycetes, Serinales, Debaryomycetaceae. The transcript has a single exon. The coding region runs from base 8 to 1189 and encodes 393 amino acids. The record is from RefSeq and is a predicted model, not a curated record.